Messenger RNA from Trypanosoma brucei brucei TREU927, 1818 nucleotides. RefSeq lists its product as hypothetical. Gene Ontology annotation, cellular component: membrane. The record is from RefSeq and is a predicted model, not a curated record. The transcript has a single exon. Bases 1 to 1818 code for a protein of 605 amino acids. NCBI's taxonomy places the organism in Eukaryota, Euglenozoa, Kinetoplastea, Trypanosomatida, Trypanosomatidae. Gene Ontology annotation, biological process: transmembrane transport. Gene Ontology annotation, molecular function: transmembrane transporter activity.
AUGAGCGCACCCGUCGACAACGUCGUGGUGGAGCGGCUCUCUACAGCCAACCAAAAACCCAUCAACGAGCCCCGCCGCUUUGCGCUCUUGGUUCUCGGAACCUUCUGCUGUAUAUGCACAUCCUUCAUGUAUGCUUUCAAUCUUAUAUCUGGAGCAAUGCAAGCGCGCUACAACCUCACACAGCGAGAUCUCUCCACCAUCACUACUGUUGGUAUCGCAGUUGGAUAUUUCUUGCUGCCCUACAGCUUCAUCUUUGACUAUCUGGGGCCGAAGCCUAUCUUCGUGAUCGCAAUGACAGUUUUCUGCCUGGGUGCGCUUCUGUUUGCCUUGACAUUCCAAGAAGUGAUUGAAGGAUCUGUUGUGAGACUCAGUGUCUACAAUGGUUUUUUAACAUUGGGAUGUAUGUUGUUUGACUUGGGUUCAGUGGUAACAGUACUCAGCGUGUUUCCAUCCAACCGUGGUGCCGUGAUGGCUAUCGUGAAGACAUUUACGGGUCUUGGUGCCGCAAUCGUCGGCAGUAUUCAGUUGGCCUUCUUCAGCAAGAGUGUUGCCAACUACUUUUUCUUCCUGAUGUCGUUUUCACUGGUCGUUGGUACCCUCGCCGUCGUGUUCAUGAAUCUACCACCAUUCCAUUUGACGGGUUAUCAGAAGACACACCUUGAUGAAGAAGAGAAGGCACAGAGGCUUGCGCGCAAGGGUGUGUACCUGAAGCAGAAGGCACCCAUGUGGCGUUUCAUCUAUGGUUUCGUCGUUCUUUUGAUUCUUGUUGUCUUCCUCCCCUUGGAGGGAGCGCUCGUAGCGUAUCUCAAACUCGGAAGCAACUUCAAGGUGGGGUUUGCUGUGACAGUUAUUGUGUUGACCGUAAUAUUCCCUUUUAUGGCAUUCCCACUUACUACCUUCGACGGAAAACGCCCACAUGACGAUUCUGAGGGUGAUGCCAAAGAACACGUUGAAGCGGAUGAUGAAGUUUCCGCGGCGGAAGAUAAGGUAGUUGAGACUGAUGUCGACUAUAUUGCUCCACAGUUCCAGGAAACAUUUAUCGAAGGAUUGAAAACAGCACGGUUAUGGUGCCUACUGUGGUCAAUUUUCUGUUGCGUCGGUGUGCACUAUGUUAUCAUCUACAAUGCUCGUUUCAUCUACACGGCACUUGCGGGUGAGGCCCCCGACGACGCGCUCAAUGCCCUCCUUACUGUUCUCAACGGUGUGGGUAGUGCUGUAGGACGACUUUGUAUGGGCUACUUCGAAGUCUGGUCGCAGAAGCGCCGUGCUGAAGAUCGCGUCCCCAUCACCUUGUCUAUGUUUGUUCCUUCGGUUUGUAUCAUCACCAUGUUGACACUCUUCCUCACUCUCCCGAAGGCUGCAUUACCUUUACCAUACUUCAUCGCAGCGUUCUCAAAUGGCUUUAUGGCGGCUACGAUGGCACUCGUAACACGCACAAUAUUCGCCAAGGAUCCUGCAAAGCAUUACAACUUCUGCUUUCUUGGCUCCGUGCUUUCAGCCAUCUUCCUUAAUCGACUACUGUACGGUGAGUGGUACACGCAACAAGCCGAUAAGUUGGAUCAGGAUGUUUGCACCGAGCGUGUUUGUGUGGUGAUGCCGCUUGCAUUUAUGUUAGGUCUCGCCUUCCCAGCAUUUGCUACUAGCACCUACUUGCAUCUGCAGUACCGAAAUCUUUGUUUGAAGGCCCUUGAGGAGCGACGGAGGAUAAAGGAAGCUGAAGAUAACCAAACAAAUGCUGAAAAUGUUUGUGCUGAACCUACCUGCGACGAUAACGCUGAUGCUUGUCUGGAGGAGAAAGCUGCUGAUUCAAGCAAGUAA